AUGCCCUGACGUUAAAAUUUUAAGAUUUUGUGAAGUUUUACAAAUAUCUUUCCUAAUAACUAUUUAUCUAUCUACUUUUAUCUAUUUUAGAUUUCUAUUCGAUGUAAAAUAUGGGCCGCAUGUCGGGUAUCAAAUGGGAGAAAACAACACAAUGUAGGCCAGUUCAUAACAUAAUUUCGUCAGAUUUCCCUAAGUAUAAUCCACAGCCAUGGAAAUUUAUGGAAGGGCCUUCACGAAUACAGUGGCUCCUUUCGUAUGAGUAUCAACGAAUGUGGUUCGAUGAAAGAGAAGCUUGGAAAAAGCGUAUGUAUCCCGAAAACACUACUGUCAACGUUGAUAUUGUAAAAAAAUAUGUACUUACUUUCAAAUCUAAUCAUCAACCACCGAAACCGGAGAAGAAAAAACCAUUUAAAAUGAAAAAAUUCGAAGGAGUCGGCAGUCGCACAAGCAAUAAGCGCCAGCCAAAUGAUAAAGCAAUGAAUUUCAAUAAAAAGAAUGAAAACAGUUAAAACAAUCUCAAAAGAACCUUAUUAAAUCCGUAUUAGUUGUAUGAAUCGCUUUAUUGGUAAUCGCUUUAGAUUGGAAAUAAAAAAGUACUUACUUCACUAGGUCAACUUAA
Molecule: messenger RNA, 619 nt
Organism: Colias croceus (clouded yellow)
Lineage: Eukaryota; Metazoa; Arthropoda; Insecta; Lepidoptera; Pieridae
Exons: 3
Coding region: 111-509 (132 amino acids)
Source: RefSeq, a predicted model, not a curated record